Molecule: messenger RNA, 1187 nt
Organism: Uloborus diversus
Lineage: Eukaryota; Metazoa; Arthropoda; Arachnida; Araneae; Uloboridae
Product: copper homeostasis protein cutC homolog
Exons: 9
Coding region: 64-771 (235 amino acids)
Molecular function (GO): copper ion binding
Source: RefSeq, a predicted model, not a curated record
AAACGACGUUCGUUAUUGUUAUUGUUUACAUCUAAGGAUUUUGACCACGUGUUCGUGUUAAAGAUGUAUACUUUAGAAAUUUGUGUGGACAAUAUUGUAUCAGCAAAAAAUGCUGCAUUAGCAGGGGCCAACAGAUUAGAGCUGUGCUCUGAGUUAUCAGUUGGUGGUCUUACUCCGAGUGUAGGCCUUUUUAAAACUGUCCAGAAGAUUGUAAAUAUACCUAUUCAUGUUUUAAUUCGUCCACGGUCUGGACACUUUGAGUAUGAUGAAGAAGAAAUCAAUGUUAUGGAAGAAGACAUUCAAAACUUUAUUAACCUUGGUGUGGAUGGCAUUGUACUUGGUGCUUUGAAAGGGUCAGAAAUAGAUAUGAUGUUAUGUCGUCGUUUGAUUGGUUUAUGCGAAAAUGUACCUGUUACGUUUCACAGAGCUUUUGAUUUGUGCACAGAUCAUACUAAAGCUCUAGAAGAUGCAAUAAGUUUAAAGUGUUCACGAAUUUUAACAAGUGGUUUUUCGCCAUCAGCUUACAAUGGAAUGUCAGAAAUACAAGAAUUAGUGAAAAAGGCUAUGUCAAGAAUAAUCAUUAUGCCAGGUUGUGGAAUUACUGUCAACAAUUUAGCAGAAAUAAAAGAAGUUACUAAUGCCAAAGAAUUUCAUGCAUCAGCCAGUGAACUUGUGGGCGUGUCUUGUGAACACCCAGUGGUGAAAGGAACAACCUCACAUUUAGUGACUUCUGAAACUAUUGUCAGAUCAAUGAAAAAAUGUCUAGUGUGAUACAAAAUCAGUUUCGGGUAAACUUAUAAUGCUGUUAUUUAGCUAAAAAUGAUUUCUACAGAGAGAAAAAUAAAUACUUACAAGGGGUGACCAAGGUAAGGGUUUUUUCCACAUCACACAGAAAAAUAAAUGGAAAAGACUGUAAAAACAAACAAAACAUGGGGGGGGGGGGGGGCUGCGAAAAUAUUCACCUAUAAAUUCUGUAUAAGUCAGUACAAAACAAAAUGCAAAUGAUUCAUUGUUAAUUAUUGUUAAAAUUAUAAUUUAAAGAAAAUAUAUGUUAAUGAAAAUAUAUCCUCAAUAUAUGUAUAUAUGCUAAAGCUGAUCCAGAAAACUGUAAAUAUCUAAUACUAGUUACUUAAGACACGUUCUUUUGAUUUGUAUUCAUUGAUUUACUGUUAAAAUAAAUUUCUAAC